Molecule: messenger RNA, 3264 nt
Organism: Serinus canaria (Common canary)
Lineage: Eukaryota; Metazoa; Chordata; Aves; Passeriformes; Fringillidae
Gene: RAF1
Product: Raf-1 proto-oncogene, serine/threonine kinase
Exons: 18
Coding region: 188-2131 (647 amino acids)
Biological process (GO): signal transduction; protein phosphorylation
Cellular component (GO): mitochondrion; plasma membrane; cytosol
Molecular function (GO): ATP binding; protein kinase activity
Source: RefSeq, a predicted model, not a curated record
CGGGCGAUGGGCGGGGAUAAAUGUCUGCUUGGGCGCGGGGCCGCCAUUUUCUCUGAGGCGCGGAACGAGCGGCGCCGGGCGGGACCGGGGCGCGGGGGACCCGCCGGGGGCCCGGGACACAGAUGAUGUGCUUCAUCCUUUUGUCAUAGGACUUCAUUUGCUGAAAGGAAAACUAAAGGCUGCACCAAUGGAGCACAUCCAGGGAGCUUGGAAGACCAUCAGCAAUGGCUUUGGGCUGAAGGAUUCUGUCUUUGAUGGCCCCAACUGCAUCUCCCCCACCCUCGUGCAGCAGUUUGGGUACCAGCGCCGGGCGUCCGACGACGGCAAAAUCUCGGACACGUCCAAAACCAGCAACACCAUCCGUGUCUUCCUGCCCAACAAGCAGCGCACUGUGGUGAACGUGAGGAAUGGGAUGACCCUGCAUGACUGUCUGAUGAAGGCUCUGAAGGUCAGGGGGCUGCAGCCGGAGUGCUGCGCCGUGUUUCGACUUCUUGCUGAACCGAAGGGGAAGAAAGUGCGUUUGGACUGGAACACAGACGCCGCCUCCCUGAUUGGGGAGGAGCUGCGAGUCGACUUCCUCGACCAUGUCCCACUCACCACACACAAUUUUGCUCGGAAGACAUUUCUGAAGCUUGCCUUCUGUGACAUCUGCCAGAAGUUCCUGCUCAAUGGCUUCCGCUGUCAGACGUGUGGCUACAAAUUCCACGAGCACUGCAGCACCAAGGUGCCAACCAUGUGUGUGGACUGGAGCAACAUCAGGCAGCUCUUAUUGUUCCCAAAUUCAAAUAUCAGUGACAGUGGUGUCCCUGCACUACCUCCCUUGACAAUGAGACGGAUGCGGGAGUCUGUCUCCCGGAUACCUGUUAGCUCCCAGCACAGGUAUUCUACACCUCAUGCCUUCACUUUCAACCCAUCCAACCCUUCCUCUGAGGGCUCUCUGUCCCAAAGGCAGCGCUCCACGUCCACCCCCAACGUGCACAUGGUCAGCACCACCAUGCCCGUGGACAGCAGGAUCAUCGAGGAUGCAAUUCGAAGCCAUAGUGAAUCAGCCUCACCCUCUGCUCUGUCUGGAAGUCCUAACAAUAUGAGCCCAACUGGCUGGUCUCAGCCUAAAACCCCAGUCCCAGCCCAAAGAGAGAGAGCCCCUGGAUCUAACACACAAGAAAAGAACAAAAUUAGGCCUCGUGGACAGAGAGACUCCAGUUAUUACUGGGAAAUAGAAGCCAGUGAAGUGAUGCUCUCCACCAGGAUAGGCUCAGGCUCUUUUGGGACAGUUUACAAGGGCAAGUGGCACGGGGAUGUAGCAGUGAAGAUCCUAAAGGUUGUAGACCCAACCCCAGAACAGUUCCAGGCUUUCAGGAAUGAAGUGGCUGUCCUGAGGAAGACCCGGCACGUGAACAUCCUGCUCUUCAUGGGCUACAUGACCAAGGACAACCUGGCCAUUGUCACUCAGUGGUGUGAGGGCAGCAGCCUCUACAAACACCUGCACGUGCAGGAGACCAAGUUCCAGAUGUUCCAGCUCAUCGACAUCGCCCGCCAGACUGCGCAGGGCAUGGACUAUUUACAUGCAAAGAACAUCAUCCACAGAGACAUGAAAUCCAAUAAUAUAUUUCUUCAUGAAGGCCUCACAGUGAAAAUAGGAGACUUUGGUCUGGCAACUGUCAAAUCCAGGUGGAGUGGAUCCCAGCAGGUGGAGCAGCCCACGGGCUCCAUCCUGUGGAUGGCCCCCGAGGUGAUCAGGAUGCAGGACAGCAACCCCUUCAGCUUCCAGUCAGAUGUCUACUCCUAUGGAAUAGUGUUAUAUGAGCUGAUGACAGGAGAGCUGCCCUACUCCCACAUCAACAACAGAGAUCAGAUCAUUUUCAUGGUUGGCAGAGGCUAUGCUUCCCCAGACCUCAGCAAGCUGUACAAGAACUGCCCCAAGGCCAUGAAGAGGCUGGUAGCAGAUUGUUUGAAGAAAGUCAGGGAAGAACGACCUCUGUUUCCCCAGAUCCUGUCCUCCAUCGAGCUGCUGCAGCACUCUCUGCCCAAAAUCAACCGCAGCGCCUCGGAGCCGUCCCUGCACCGCGCCGCCCACACCGAGGACAUCAACUCGUGCACGCUGACCUCCACCAGGCUGCCCGUGUUCUGAGCUGCUCCUGCCCUGAGCUCCACCAGGCUGCCGUGUUCUGAGCUGCUCCUGCCCUGCUCCUGCCCUGCUCCUGGCUGGAGCAGCAGGGGCAACUUGAGCUGUGCCUCCCAGCCUCGGUGCGCAGGCUCCUCCCGCAGGACCCUCCGCGUCCCAUCCUACCAAGAAGCUGCUCCGGAUUCGUGCAGUUCUCAGCCUGCAGGGACACAGCUCCUCAUUGCCUUUGCUACCAUCUCUUGUUCUGGGAGAGGUAACAGACUACAAAUCAAGAGAUCUAUUACUAUUUUUUUAAUAGAUGCACUUGAGCCUUAUCUUCCCCUUCCCAGAAGCGAUGGCUGUUUUUUUGGCAGUGGUUCUGGCUGGGUUUGCUCUGUGCUCAGUGAGGGGGCUCUGAGGACAGGUGACGUUCUGGUGCUCUGACUGCCCCAUGCCUAGUGUCACCUCACCCUGGGGAGUUGUGCCUGGAGUGGGAAGAGGAAAUAACUCUGGAAAUCAGCUCCUGCCUAAGAGCUUCACCAAGCCAAUGAAAUAAGUUCAAAUGCUAAUUCAACACAAAAUAGUUUUGCAAUAGUUUUGCACAUAGAAGAAAAACUCUUGCAAAAGGAUGGAAUCUGUUGUGAAUUGUCCUGCUCAGAGAAGGAGGUGAGCCAGUCCUGCUUUGGUCAUCUUGAGAAGCCUCCCAGCUGCCUUUGGUACUAUGGACCUGUUGCAGGCAGGGUGGGUGAGGAGUGCUGGGCUGGGCUGGCAGAGGUUGGGGGUGUCCCCCCCCACCAAUCCUGCAGAGGUUGGGGGUGUCCCCCCUCACCAAUCCUGCAGAGGUUGGGGGUGUCCCCCCUCACCAAUCCUGCAGAGGGCUGGGGGUGUCCCCCCCCCCGUCCUGCAGAGGGCUGGGGGUGUCCCCCCCCACCAAUCCUGCAGAGGUUGGGGGUGUCCCCCCCUGUCCUGCAGAGGCUGCAUCCCAGCAGGAGCUGUUGUCCAAGAGAUGCACUAGCAAGAGGAAACUGAGCAUAUACAGUUUUUCUUGUUGAUUUGGGUUUUAAUUUUGUUUUUAUUGCUCCUGAGAAAAUGCAUUUAUUGUAAGCCAAGGUUCCUCUGAUUAUCUUAUUUUAAUAAAAUAAAUUAAAUUUUAGGUUUAA